UUUUUUUUUUUUUUUUUUAUGAAAAAGUCACAUCUAUAACUUUGUGAUUACUGUCUAAAAAUUUGGCAGCUUAAGCAAACUUUAGAUACUAUGUUUCCUUGCUGCGUUUGUGAAAUUUCUGUCUGUGGGUUUUCUAUAUGGUACAGGGACGCUAAUUGAUCUUGUUUUUGGUAGCAUUCAAUGUUAGGAAUUUCUCAUUUAUGUUACCCUGUUUCAUUUACUUGAGACGUAUUAGCAACUUCAGAAGGGUUGGUAUUGUUGAUGUUUUGUGGAACUCAUGGAAUAUCUGUGUCAAGUUGAGUUUUAUUCUAAUGCUUUCUGAAAUAUGGUUUCAAUUUAAUUACGUUAGCUUAUGCAUAACCUUCUUGUAGAGAGCUUGUUUAAAUUUUAGGUGAAACGUAGGCUUAAACAGGCUAGUAAAAAACAAUUUCAUCUAUUUAUGCCUCAAACACCAUGGUUGCAUGAAGAAAGCUCAGACAGGUGAACUUAAUUUACUGAAAUAUAUGCUUCCACUCCUAAGUCUGACAAUUAACUAACCUAAAUUUUGAAGUCAUAUAGUGGCCACUGCCCGGUGCAGUGAUUGAAGUUUUGGUAUGUCCAGUGCAAAGUGGCUGCUUAAAGCAAAUUGAUUAAAAGUAGGGCUUAUCCAGAUCAGGUCUAUUCAGAGGACCCUUGCUUUGGCUGGGAAAUACAGGAUAGUAGCCUCCGAGUGAGUUAUUAAUCAGAGAAAGGUGAAGGAUUUUGUUACAUAAUUCAAAUCAAGAUUUUCAAAGUGUUUGUCAUGGGAAACAAUGAAGAGGGGAAGUCUUCUAAGCCCGAAAAGUCAUCUUCACCAGCAACACUGGAUCAGACCAAUCAGACCAAUCAGACCAAUAUUCACGUCUAUCCUGAUUGGGCAUCCAUGCAGGCAUAUUAUGGCCCCAGAGUUGCUCUUCCACCAUAUUACAACUCCACAGUUGGUUCGGGUCAUGCUCCUCACCCAUAUAUGUGGGGCCCAACGCAGCCUAUGAUGCCACCUUAUGGGGCGCCUUAUGCGGCAAUUUACCCACAUGGAGGCGUUUAUGCACAUCCUGGAGUUCCUCUUGGAUCACAUCCACAUGGUCAAGGGAUUCCAUUAUCGCCUGCUGCUGUAACUCCUUUGAGCAUAGAAACACCAACAAAGUCGGGAAAUACAGACCGAGGUUUAAUGAAAAAAUUGAAAGAGUUUGAUGGGCUUGCAAUGUCAAUAGGCAAUGGUACUGCUGAGAUUGCUGUGGGUGGGGCUGAACAUAGGCUGUCAGAGAGUCUGGAGACUGAAGGUUCCAGUGAUGGAAGUAGCGGGAAUACUGCCAGGGCAAAUCAAACCGGAAGGAAAAGAAGUCGUGAGGAAACACCAACUGCUGGUGCCGCUGGCAGUGAUGGCAAGACUGAGGCACAGGCCAGUUCAGUUUCUGCUAAGGAGGUAAAUGCAGCUCCUGAUAAGGCCUUGGGUGCAACUGUUAUUACUCCUGCUAGUGCUGCUGGAAAUUUGGUUGUUUCUUCUGGCAUGGCCACUCCUAAUAUGAAUACCAAGACAACAACUAAUAGCGUCCCACAACCCUGUGCAGUAUUGCCUCCUGAAGCAUGGGUACAGAAUGAAAGGGAGCAAAAACGAGAGAGGAGGAAACAGUCUAAUCGAGAAUCCGCUAGAAGGUCCAGGUUGAGAAAGCAGGCUGAAACUGAAGAACUUGCACAUAAAGUCGACUCAUUGAAUGCUGAGAACGUGGCAAUAAAAUCUGAACUAGAAAGAUUGACAGAAAACUCAGAGAAACUGAGGCUAGAAAAUGCUACCUUAAUGGAGAAACUGAAAAAUGCAAAACUAGGACAGACGGUAGAGAUUAGUUUGAACAGCAUCGACGACAAGAGAGCCCUACCUGUUAGUACAGAAAACCUAAUGUCAAGAGUGAAUAAUUCGGGUUCCAUUGAUAGGAGCAUCGAGGAAAAGAGUGACAUGUACGAGAACAACUCAAACUCUGGUGCCAAGCUGCAUCAACUCUUAGAUGCAAGCCCCAGGGCUGAUGCUGUGGCUGCUGGCUAAUCUAAGGAACCAGCAUCGCUGCAGUUUUUUAAUCAUGUGGUUUUGGCAAUAUUACAAGUCCAGAAUUGCUGCUAACAGCAAACAGGUGAAUAGGAUUUGUACAUGUGAAAAUGAAGACUCUAAUUUUUACUAAGUUAGCCUUUUCGUGUCAGGACUGAUGUAUUUAAUAGUAUUAAGAGUGCGUGGAUAGCCACUGAAGGUAUAAUGUACAUUGAAGAGUUAGAGAUUUAGCUGGGGAAGGCGUGUGAUGUAUGUGCUUGUGCAAUUUUACUUAAUACUGAUUUGGACCUGUUAUGGCUUAUUAUCGUU
Molecule: messenger RNA, 2365 nt
Organism: Corylus avellana
Lineage: Eukaryota; Viridiplantae; Streptophyta; Magnoliopsida; Fagales; Betulaceae
Gene: GBF2
Product: G-box binding factor 2
Biological process (GO): regulation of DNA-templated transcription
Cellular component (GO): nucleus
Molecular function (GO): sequence-specific DNA binding; DNA-binding transcription factor activity
Source: RefSeq, a predicted model, not a curated record